Molecule: messenger RNA, 198 nt
Organism: Sphaerulina musiva SO2202
Lineage: Eukaryota; Fungi; Ascomycota; Dothideomycetes; Mycosphaerellales; Mycosphaerellaceae
Exons: 2
Coding region: 1-198 (65 amino acids)
Source: RefSeq, a predicted model, not a curated record
AUGAGGGUUCGCCGAAUGACGGUCAUCGCGUUCUCGUCGCCCGGCGGGAAUGCGUCCAUCAACGACAGCGCAGACAUGCCCGAUGCUGCGCAGAGCGACACCCCGACACGCCCGUCGCUAAACCACACCGGCAAGGAGUCCGGUCUGGUCAAGCUGACUGCGUGUAGGAUCCUCCCCGGGUCGCAUCCCACUGCGUGA